This is a messenger RNA of Mercenaria mercenaria, 1963 nucleotides long. Its product is annotated as transcription elongation factor A N-terminal and central domain-containing protein 2-like. Gene Ontology annotation, biological process: DNA-templated transcription. NCBI's taxonomy places the organism in Eukaryota, Metazoa, Mollusca, Bivalvia, Venerida, Veneridae. The transcript has 4 exons. The record is from RefSeq and is a predicted model, not a curated record. Bases 134 to 856 code for a protein of 240 amino acids. Gene Ontology annotation, cellular component: nucleus.
AAUUUAUCACGCUGUCCCGAAACGUCCUAUUGACACGUGAAAAUAACUUGUGCACAAGAGCAUUAGUCUGUUACACUGAUCUGUCUUAGCGAAUGUAGUAUGAGCGCGUGGAAGAGUCUACAAGAGCAUAAGUAUGGAUGAUGACAGUUAUAUUCAGUCAUUCGUAAACGAGUUAACAAACCGAACAACAACAACAACAACAUCAAAAAUUGCAACAAUAAAAAUGGAUCGAUUUAUCAUCAGAAAUCCUACUUCAGCAAAUUGUAAUACUUCAUCAGGCAAAUCAAGUGGGUCAAGAAUGAAACAAACAACUAUAGAAUCUCUGAAAGGGGUGGUUGUUGUGGAUGAUAUUCUGCAUCAUAAAUCACGACUCCAGCUUUCAACAUCUUCAAAAGAAGAAAAACUUAAUAGCCUUAAUGAGCUUGGCAAGAAAACUCCACCUCGACACAUCAUGAUGAGCACCAAAAUAGGAAGGGUGAUCAAUAAGUUACGGAACAGUGAAGAUGAAGAUAUAAAGAAAGCUGCAAAGAAGGUAUAUGUGAAAUGGAAAAGUCAUUUUGUGGAGCACAUGGAUCGUCCCAUGAUUGAAGUAAAAUGUGAUCUGAAGACAGAAAAAUUGAGGACAUCAGGGACCAAACUGUUGACAGAGGCUUUGAGUGUACAACCCUCAGAUAAACUUCCAGAGACCAUAGAGAGAGAGACAUUUCAACAACACAAAAGACUGAUAAAUAACAGUUACAGAAGAACUAUCAGACAUCUUGUGUUUACAUUGAAAAAUCAGGAAGAAGUAAGAACUAAAGUCAAAUCAGGGGAAACAACUGUGUCUGACUUUGUGAAGGACAAUAAGAAAAGCUGAUAAUGAAAGAAUAGUAGGAAAAUAGGAGGUAUAAUUGAUUGAAGCAGUUGAUUAUUCGUAAUAUGCCAGGGUGAAUUUCAUUUGUAAUUCUAGUGAAGGAUUACUCUGUCGCAGCAUUUGAAAUGUGAAAGUAGUUAUCAUUUUUCUAAUAUCAAGCAAACAGGAGUUCCUGGUGUUGAUUAAAACAUGGUGAAGAAAGAACUGGACAUCAUGGCGUUUCAUGUUUCCAUUCAACUGCAGAUCAUCAUGAUAUCUUAGUAGCAAGAAUAGAACAUCUGUCUGUUUUAUACAAUUGGCAUCAAUUUCAGAACAGCAUUGUAGACAGUUUCUUGGAAAAAUAUAUUAUGCCACAAGUCGGUAAUGGAAACAAUUAGUUUUAAUUUUAAUAGUCUGAACAGGAUGUGAAUGAUAAAGAAAAUUGAGUUUGUGAACUUGUCUGUGGUAGAUAUAUACUGUUUUUGUUUUUUUAGAAGCUUGUUGUGUCGUGAUAUACAGUAAACUGCAGUUGUAACGAUAUCACUUGUUACAAUACAUCAGAUUAAAAAUGCAAUUUUUAAAGUCCCUGCUUAUAUUACUCCCUAUUAAGUUUCAUUAAACGCACACUGUUUAAGAUAUCUCAUGUUGUGAAAAAUUGGCUAUAGUACACUUUCAUGGUUCCUAGGUCACUUUUUUUCAUCUUUAAAGUGAUAAUUGCCACAAUUGCAAAUGGGUGAGAAAUUCACACAUUCGCUUGAUUAGAUUGCAACAGUUGAACAUGUUCUUUGUUUAUUAAGCAAGUUAAUUGUUAUUUUUAUACACUAUGAUUAUUACCGAUUAAGGCUUUGAUUUCAUACUCACAUUAUUUAGCCAUUAUACAAUUUGAUAUUUAUGCAGAUUUGUGUGCAUUUUUAUUGUCACUUAAAAAUGACCGAUUAUUUGAAGUAAAUACUGUCGUCAGCUUCAACAAUAGACUUUACCCUUUUAGAGAUUUUUAUUUCCGUUUUUAAGUGUUUUACAUGUACAGCAGUAUUAAUUAACAGUUUCAUAUGUGUUUUAAAAUUGAUCUUAAAUAUCUAGCAUUUUGAACGAUGAUUUAUCACUAGUUUAUUAAAGUACAGAGCACUCGCA